Molecule: messenger RNA, 863 nt
Organism: Aphidius gifuensis
Lineage: Eukaryota; Metazoa; Arthropoda; Insecta; Hymenoptera; Braconidae
Product: anaphase-promoting complex subunit 15B-like
Exons: 3
Coding region: 122-535 (137 amino acids)
Biological process (GO): regulation of mitotic cell cycle spindle assembly checkpoint
Cellular component (GO): anaphase-promoting complex
Source: RefSeq, a predicted model, not a curated record
CACACACACACGACUAAUGACAGCACACAGUUGUUAUUGUCAUAAAUAAAUAACAUUAGUUGCAAUAGUUUGUGAUAAUUGUGAUUAUAAUUAAUAUAUUUAAAUUAAAUUAAUAAAAGUCAUGUCAUUUCUACCACUGUGGCCAAGUUUACAGCCAAGAUCAACAGAUCCAUUAUGGUUUAAUGCAGACAAGCCUUGUGAUGAUGAAGAUGUUGUUGACAAAUUAGAGUCAUCACAUCAAGCAUGGAAAGAUCGUACUCGAGCAGCUGGUUGUGAUCAAAUUCCAAUUGGUAAAUCAGCAAGUGAUUUUCGUGGAUCUGAAGAAGAAGAGGAGGAAGAAGAGGAAGAAGAAGAAGGUGAAGGUGAAGAUGAAGAAGAAUCUGACACACAUGAAGAAGAGGAAGAAGAGUUUGAUGAAAUCGACAUGGAAGUAAGUUAUUCACAUCCACAACAACGUACAAGUCCAACUGACAAUACUACCACUGAUCCAGUGUCCAUACGUAUGGUCAGUUCUCGUUAUUCAGCAGCCCCUUAAUUUAUUUAUUGCUUCAACUACCCUUUGACUAUCUUUGUGCUGCGUUUAUUCGUUAUUUGAUUUAUUAGUUUGAAAUUAAUUAAUUAAAAUUUAAAUAUAUAUUUAUACUGAGAUUAAAAAUAUCAACUUUGAUUUCGAAUAAAAACAAAAACUUAUUUUAAAUAAUUUUUCAGUGAUUCGAGCUCAAAAAAUUGUUGGUAAAUUUUCUAGUUUUUAGUCGUCAAUUGACUAACUGGCCAGGCUGAGAUAUUUUUUUUCUCUGAGCUUAUGAUAAUGUUAAUGAUAAUAUUAGAAAAUUAAUAAAAUAAAAAAAGCGUUAUAAAAAAUA